Molecule: messenger RNA, 3126 nt
Organism: Perca flavescens (yellow perch)
Lineage: Eukaryota; Metazoa; Chordata; Actinopteri; Perciformes; Percidae
Gene: cdr2a
Product: cerebellar degeneration-related protein 2a
Exons: 6
Coding region: 674-1876 (400 amino acids)
Source: RefSeq, a predicted model, not a curated record
GUGUGUGCAUGUGUGCGUGCGUGUGUGAUACUGCACUAGACAAAUGGUUGCAUCAAUUUCUAUCAGAGAAAAGUAAAUCAAUCGAAAGAAGAUAAGAGGGCUAUUGCAGAAACAUCUUUGUAGACAAUGAGUGCAUUCUUGUCCACCGUGCAAUAUAGCUCACACAUUUCCCUGUCACCAUGUUAAGAGUCCUUUAAAUACUGUAGGCAGCUCUUUGCUUCUGAACAAGCCUUUGUCUGUUUGGUAAUAAAAUAUAUUGGCCUGGGAUAUAAAACCAAAUGUAAAAGGGUGUAUACUUGCUACCUCCUCUCUUUCUUUUCUAUGGGUCGGUUUGAAAGAAGAUUACCUCCCGUGUGGCUUCAGCAUUUUGAUCUUUUAAUGUGUGAUAACCAAGUGAUAAUAUGUUAUAGGAACUUUGGACUCUUUGUUUGUAUUUCUCCUAUGAAUCUGAAUCAAGAAAUGUAAUCUAUAUACACGUGUGUAGCGCUACAACUAACAAUUACUAUCAUUAUAAGUUCAAAUAAAAUACAAAAAAUGUCUGACACAAUUUUCCAGGCCCAAUGUAACGUCUUCAAAUGUCUUAUUUUGUCCGUCCAACAGUUCAAAACCCAAAAGUAUUCAGUAUGCAAUUAUAUCAAACAGAAAAAAGCAGCCACCGCUCACUUUGGAGACGAUGAUGAUGUACCUGACCAAGCAGGUGGACCUGUUGCGUCAGAUGAACGACCAGCAAGCCAAAGUGUAUGAGCAGCUAGACGUGGCCGCCAGGGAUCUGGAGCAAGGCAACCAGAGACUAGUUCAGGACAGCCGCCUGGCCCAGCAGAAGAUCCACAGUCUAACAGAGACCAUUGAAGGGCUUCAGACUUACAUGGAGGACCUGCAGACUCAAGUGGAGGAGCUAAAGACUGCCCAGGCAGAGCGAAACAAAAGAGAGCUGGCAGAACAACGCCGCAACCUCGGAGCACAGAGUGUGUCCUGUAUCAAAGAGCUGUAUGACUUACACCAUGACAGGAAUCUAGCCCACAACGGUCUGCAUGUGGAUGGACUCUGGUCACCGCAGUGCUCUUUCUAUGACCGAGACAGACGCCAAGACCCGGAGGAGGAGAACGCGGCUCUCCAGCACUCCGUCCGGACCCUUGAGAGCCAGAUAGCUGUGGAGCGGAGCCGCAGGGAGGCUGCAGAGCGUGAGAUUGAGUUGACAUCCAGGGAGAACAUAGACCUGGAGCAGCAGCUGGCCGUGCUGGCUGGCUGCCGAGUCAGGCAGAGGGAGCUGGAGGACGAAGUGGAGCAGCUGCGGCUUCUGUGGCGUGCUGACUGCGCCAACAGUGUCAGAAGACUGGACCAGCUGCAGUUGCCUGAAACAGUAUUCUUUGCCUCAGAAGAAAGACCGGGGCAGGAUGAGAUGGAGGAGAAGGUAGGAAAGGAUGAGGAGCAGAGAAGAUACAUCUGGCAGAGGUGUAACAGUGACAGCGUUUUCAGAGCGACGGACCCAGAUGAGAUUCGGCGUGGUCACGAGCAGCUGUGCAUAAGGCGAACGGAAGCGGUGAAACAGAGGGGCAUCUCUCUGCUCAACGAGGUGGACGCACAGUACAGCGCACUGCAGGUGAAAUAUGACGAGCUGCUGCGGCGGUGCCAGCAGGCAGACGGGCCCAGCCAUAAAGCCGUCCAGACAUCUAACUGUCCCUUUGGGAGCAGCCGGAACCGCCGCCGGUCCUCAGCCGCUCUGUCUAAUCUGACAGUGGGUCUGGAAGACAGCCAGCAGCCCGAAUACAAGGCUCUCUUCAAGGAGAUCUUCACCUGCAUCCAAAAGACCAAAGAGGAUCUCAGCAACAACAGAAGUCCAGUCAAGGACAGUGAUGCCCAGGGUUCUGCCAGAUGACUGUAUUAUUCAUAAUCCUGGGAUUUGCACUUGUUUGUGUCCAUCAAAGUUUUUGACACAGGAGAAACUUGGAGGUUGCUUUGCUACAAAAAUAUCUAGAGGUUGCAAUUGCAAUAUCUUUAACAUGCUGCAAUCCUUUUAUUUUAUUUUAUAUUAUAAUUAUAUCAUUUUAACACACCUAUUUAACACACCUAUGCAUUUUUUAGUCAGAACUGUUACUAUUAAAUCCUUAUCAAAAAUGUGUUAUAAUACAUGUUACAUAAAGCAGCUGUGUGAUUUGAAGUAAGAAUGCAUUCCAAAGUUGAACAACAAAUUUGUAAAAAAAAUAAAUUAACAGGGAGAUAUUUAUAGUUAGAAUAAUAUAUACUAUCAGAUCAUCAGCUAAUAAAAAGUAUAAAUUAAUCAAUUUAAUUGUCACAAGAAAUUGUACGAAGUACAAUUCCACUGAAAUGUAAUCCUCAGUACAUUUCAAUAUGUCCACCUCCAACAGUAAUCAGUGUUUAUGUAAUGUUAAUUCUUUGACCACUUAAUCAAUUGGUGCUUGGGAGGGAAAUGCACACAUGGAAUAUUGUUUGUGUGUUUAUAUAAGUUGUUAUAGCUUUUAUGCACGACUUAUGCAAACCGGAUUGUUGUAAUGUUGUAAUAGGAUGAAAAACUGUAGCUAUGCAAUAACUAAAGUCUCAGGAGUUUACGAUAAUUAGCUUAACAGCUCAUGUGAGUUGGUUUUGUAGGUUGGCAAUUCACCAAUUGAGGGUCGUUGGCGUGUCACCAGAGAAAUAUCAGUGGACACUGGAAAACUUGUUACUCGUCUGUGCUUUCUGUUUUCAUGUCUGCGCAGCUUCUGACGACUGUCUCUAUGCCAGUAGGACACACAACAGCUCUGCACUUUUUAUGACUGAAUAACAUUUUACUUUUUAUUUAUUUAAAAAAAAAAAAGUUUAGUGAAGAUUAAAUUAUAUUUAUUUUCUUUGUUGUUAAAUUUGCUGAGCAGAUUGGUCAGAUGAGAUUGACUGGAAGUGAAAGUAAUUUUACACUGAGGUGCUUAUUUUGUGGAUGUAAAUACUUUGUCUGACACAGGUGAUUGAAAAAAGAUUUAAAUGUUCCUUCAUUUAUAAACAAUAUACUUCUUUGCUUAAAAUUGUCAGAAUAUUUCUUCUGACUUGGACAUUUUAUGCUCUUAAUAUAUAACUGAAUUGUGUUGAUCAGGUUACCAUAAACAAUGGAAAGACCUCAAUAAAAAGUUAAAUUUU